CGUCGCCGCACGUAGCCCGCGGCCGCAGAGCGCACAACAAGAUGACGGCAACGAGCGUGCGUCGGCGGCGGCCUCCGGGCGAGCCUUGUUCGGGUUUCUGGACCAGUCGGGCCAGCUAGGAACUGAGAGCGCGUUCGCCCCGCUGUCGGCUGGGGUGGCUCGCAAGCCCCGUCUCGCCGAGCAGCGAUGCGUCCGGAAGUAGAAGAGAGCGGCGGCCCCUUCUUCCGCUACUGGAUUACCGUCUGCUGCUGCUUCUCGCUGGUCGUCGUCUGCGUCGCCGAUCCUGGCCCGCACGCAGACCCGGGACGCGGAGGAGGGUGCGAGUUCCCUCAGCGCUGGCGGGGCGUCUGGUUCCAGAAGGGCGCCCACCCGGCCAUCAGCAUAGAGCGCACGCAGAUCACAUUCAAGGGAACCUGCGUCCAAGCAGACGGAGACAUGUUCCUCAUAGAAGACAGGAGGGAGCGAUGUUUUCGUUGCGUUGCCAUUUACGAGAAGCACGAGAAUGUUCUUCAGUACCGGGAGACCUACUGUGACGAGUUCGACAACCUGAAAGAAGCCUGUCACCUGCUGAACGUCGAUGCCCACCUGCAUUCGUUAUUCAGGGUGGAGGCAUCUCCGGUGGCGUGCCCGUUCCGGGGCCCGCUGACAUUCACGUACAACCGCGGCCACGGCGAGUGCCGGCACCCAGUAUCCACGGUGGACUCCUGCUCCGCCGACUGGCGCAUACUCUUCAGAUUCCAGGCCUGCGCCGACGUCCAGGGCACCGAGAGCAGCGUGGAAGAGCUGACAUGCCUGGCGACUUGGAAGGAAGGCUCGGCCUACUACCUCGUCGGCAAGAUGGUCCAGAGGAAACUGCACGCGCUGCCUUACUCGGACGGGGACAGCUACCGCUGCUUUGUGUACGAGCACGUGGGCCACCAGAACACGUUCCGGGUGUCGCAGUCGCCGGACGCCACCUGCGACGGCCUUGUGUCCGCCUCCGAGGGCUCGCGCAUCAUGACACUCACCAAGAGCCGGCAGCCGAGCGCGGGCUGCCACUUCCCGCCGUGGAGCGCGUCGGGUUCCCGCCGCUGGCACAGCCUGGACGGCCGGCGCAGCUUCGUGUUCGGCUCGCGGCAGAUGCGCGUCCACCGGGCCCAGCACUCGUCGGGGGAGACGCAGCAGCCCGAGCUGCGCGUCACCUGCAUCCAGGAGCUGGCGCAGGGCACCAACGCCAGCACCCUCGUCGGGUACAGCACCUCCGGCUGCAACAAUGGCUACGUUUGUGUGGCUAUUCACCGGAGAGACUCGCAUGUAUUGGAAAUACAAAUGGGUGAGCUGAGCCGGACAGCGCGGGACGCCUGCGCGCCACCAGCGUUCGACCCAGAGUCACAGGAUUUCAUCACAUUGCUGGCGUUGUCGGCACCGUUCGGGGGCGACGGUUCUGCGUUGUCGCACCCGUGCCCGGCGCUGGCGCUCACCGACGGCCUGCGCGCCACGGGUCGGGCCUCGUGGAAGCCCGACGGGUGCCGGGACGUGCUGGGCUGUCGGCGCCACAGCCACCUCGAGUUCCGGGCCGCGGGAUGCGGCGGUGAGGAGCAGGUCUCGCCGGCUGCAGCCACGUCACCGGCGGCCGCCACUCCCCGGGCGCUGGUCGCCAGCCGGACGUUCCAGUGCCACGGUGGUUGGCAGGAGAACGGCCGGAACUACCUCAUCACGGGUCUUAAGGGCUCAAAGGAUAAAUUCUGCUUCGUGUUCUCUGAGGCGGACAAGGUGACCCAGCUGUCCGGCCUGCACGAUACCUGCCGUCGCACGGUGUUGCCUGGCGUCACGGGGAACAUCACUUUCAACAUCAGCGCCGCAGGUGACUGCGACUUCCAACCUAGCGGAGCGCCGUGCCCGUCGGCCGGCGCGGUGUCGUCCAUCCCGCUGCUCGCGGCGUUGCUCUGCCUGUGGAGAUGGAUGCAGCCGCGGUGACGGUCUCGAGCGAGAGACCGAUCCGCUGCCGCCGUGCCUGCACCCCGACCAGCCCCGCCCGCCGGAAGAUUGCGCCCGGAGGACGACCACCACCUACCGACAAGACGACGUCCCAGAGAGCAUGACGUCACAACCCCUCAGUGUUUGUGUGUGUCUGUGCGAGCGCUAGGUGACCACUGAACAGUCCACAGUGUUCCGCGGCUGGGCUGCGCUCCGCUCUUGGCGUGACGGAGCAAACGUGCUGCAAGAACGACGUUCGCGCGUGCCCUGGAGUGUUCUCGCGUUCCCAAGGAUCGCCGGAAGACCCUGCGAGUCACCACCCCUGUUGCAGACACCGUGUCGCACCGAAGCUUCGCACCAAGCCUGUCGACCAUCAGCUCUCCGCGACGCGCUGGCUCGCAGGGCCAGCUGGCGGCAGCGCCAACAGUCGUUGUAGGGUGACUCGUAGUUGUGCUGUGGUUGACUUGCGUUUGACUUGUGGGAGACCUUUGGGCUGACCUUUCGGUGAUGUGCGUGUCACUGCGACGAGCUAAGGCCCCUGCUCCGACCAGCGUGACGAGGUGACAUCUCGGCACGUCUUGAGGGGAGAGCAGAUUAGCUGUAUUUGUUUCGAUCGCUGUUUCGCGGCAAGAUGCAACCAGCACGCAAAAAAAAGGGGAGCUUUUUUUUGGCAUAGUGAUGACCAUCAAACUUGCUCCCAAAACGUGGUUGCAGACACGCCAGCGUGCAGAUAGAACCAAAGCGCAGCCCCAGAUACAAGCGCGCAGGUAAGAUAGCGCCCAAACUUAAAAUUAGUGUUUCCUUUUCUUUAUAUGUGAAAUCUGCACAUUGCAACCAGCUUCCGCAGCUGCAAUUGCGUCCAAAACGUGUGGUCUGUAAGGAAACUUUCGAGAAAAAUGUUACCAUACGCGAUCGCUACGUUGUCGAUAUUUGUAAUAUACGAACAAUCAAAUAAGGGCCUCAAGAAUGCAAUACGAUCGAAUCGUUUCUUUUUAUUGCUCCACGUACGUAAAAGAUAAAUAAGCGCACAUAUUUUUGAGAGACAUUGCGGACGCAAUCCUUAUUUCAUACGAGAUACGCUGUGGCGUUAUAUCCGCUUAGAAUAGGCUCUAACCGCUAAUUUUCUGUUAUUACGGCAGAUACCAAAAGUCCAUUGUAUCAGCUCGUAAAACAAACGUUGGCGCCAAGUAGUUUCAUUCACGACGCAUUCUGGCCAGAAUUAAGUUUUGAAAAACUUGGCUAAAGUGCCGCGCGAGUUUUUAUAUCGAUUUUGCUUUUAAAACGUCGCGUAGUUAUCCAAGCUGCAUAAUCAAUAUAACUUUUUUUUUGUUCUGACGCGAAGGAGCGCUCCGCCGACACCGCAGAGUGCAAGCAGGCGAAAUAAACACCGUAAGAGGAACCCACAUUUCAUGAGCUCGAGCUUAAGUCGCCAAUACAAGGCGAUCGAUGGACAGUUUCUUCGAACCUGACGAAGCGAACGGAAAGAAGUGGUGAUCACGAUAAUUAGCGGUACGGCGGCAGAGCAUCGAUUCUCCUGUCGGCAGCUACAUACCGUAUGCAGCGUGUUAAUGACGGCACGGGGAAAUUCCUCAGUUUUUAACCGAUCUGAAUUACGACUUUCAGAAUGCACAGUCUGGUAACGCUACCUGUAGACAGAGAGCGAAAAAAAAAUAACAUUCACCAGUAGACGAUGUCCUAAGAGAUGCGCACUGUCCGUAUCCAUCGCCGUUAAGGCUGUAACACUGAGCACGGUGCAACCAAAUAGACACGUUCUGUCGAGAUUUAAAAUUUAAUAAAAUAGCUAAGACAUCAGGGAAAAUAAGAAAAAACAGCUCGGUGGCACAACCCACCACCCCGCAUCAAAGGGGACGCUCACAGCAUCCCUCUAUCCAUCCGCAGCUACGCAUAAGUUUUGAUGUUGCGGAUGUUGGAAAAGACUUGCGAACGGAAAUUUGCGUCUCCGUCAGUUCUUGCGCUGCUAUACGGCGGCUCAGUCGCCGUUCUUCUAGCUUUCGUGACGACCACGAAGCAGGCGAGAUCGAUGCUCUUCGCGGAGCUUUUUAAGCCUUUAUGUUCUGGUCGCCUUGCUCGGGCUUUGUAUUCCUUUGCUUUGCUGAGCCAUCUGCGGGUUCGGCUAUAAGCCAGAACUCCGUUAUAGGGAACCGACGUUCUUACGGGGCGUCAUCUGUUACCCCUUCUGCGUAACGAUAACUAUGUGCGAAACAAUGAGGUUAUGUGAGACCACACAACAGUGGGCGCAGUACCAUAUGGAACCGUCUAGAGCCGAGGCAAUUACCGACAAACCUCUGGCGCACGAAUAUUGUCCGCGCAGAACCUGGCGAGUACAUUUGGAUUAUUUAGCAUAGUACCUCAUCACAUGGUUUUCCAGAUCUUCAGCGGGCCCGGGGUUUCCCGCAUGCCGCUAAUCCGGAGGCCAUGCUCAGAACGGGCUGCCUCACGCCGCUGGCAACCAGAUAGCGCAAUGUUUUUUGCACUAAAUUAUGGUAGCAGUGAUCUCUCGCAGUUGUGCAUAGUUUGCUAUCGCUGCCCUGAGCGAAGCGUCGCCCCAAAGACCCAGUAACUGUUGGCGCGACCGUCGCCGUCCUCGGCCAAGCGCUGCCCGCCAUGUGAUCUGAUUGCUCUAUGCACGAAUCCCCUCCGAGACGUCGCCGACGCUUUGAUCGAGAAACUGCUUUCAAUGUGUUUCUACGACCGGCGUCCUUUGAACAUUCCAACCUAUUGUCCACUGUGCGAACAAUACGCAAAUUAGAGCCGCAGUGCUACAUUCAUCGCUGAUUGGAAUUCCGGUCUCAGGCUUUUCCGCUGACUGAGUUUUGUAGUUCGCGAACUUUGCAUCUUAUAAAGUCGUAAUUGUCCCUGAGCAGCCCAAGAACAUUUCUUCAAAACAAGCUGAUUGCGUUGAAGAACAUUGAGAUACGAAUGUCAUCAGUGAAGGCAUUGUACUAUUAAUUGCGACAGGAAAGCGGGCUAGCCAACUUUAAAGGAAGCAGAAAAAUGUAUAUGGCGGGCUCAUUAUAGUCAACGGUCUGCUGCUUUAUUUUGUGUCCUCCACAGAAAGGAAUGUCGUCGCGAUGCGAGAAAUAAGAAUAAUAAACUGCCGUUGUGAAUUACGAGGGCACUUGCAAAAGAAGAAUCGCAAGGGUAAAAUGCGAAGGCCAAUUUAUUGCCACUGUUCUAUUCUAGUCCGCAUACCGCACGAAGCUUUCUAGUCCAAGGACACGUGGGGCUAUUUAGAUGCUGCGAGCUGUCAAUAUUUAGUCAUUUUGAAAUGUUUUGUUUUAUAUUGUGUAAUAAAGAGAUAUAGUUGGUUAUA
Molecule: messenger RNA, 5290 nt
Organism: Dermacentor albipictus
Lineage: Eukaryota; Metazoa; Arthropoda; Arachnida; Ixodida; Ixodidae
Biological process (GO): autophagosome-lysosome fusion
Source: RefSeq, a predicted model, not a curated record